This is a messenger RNA of Nyctereutes procyonoides (raccoon dog), 4747 nucleotides long. RefSeq names its product NBR1 autophagy cargo receptor (gene NBR1). The transcript is spliced from 22 exons. Gene Ontology annotation, molecular function: zinc ion binding; ubiquitin binding. Gene Ontology annotation, cellular component: phagophore assembly site. Gene Ontology annotation, biological process: macroautophagy. NCBI's taxonomy places the organism in Eukaryota, Metazoa, Chordata, Mammalia, Carnivora, Canidae. Bases 466 to 3408 code for a protein of 980 amino acids. The record is from RefSeq and is a predicted model, not a curated record.
ACGUCACAGAGAUUUCUGGACUAGGGCUGGAAUCAGUACCUGAGGCCCGGAUAUGAGCGCAAGAUAGUGCCUGAGACAGUCGCAAAAAGGGGCCCUGUUCCCUCACCAUUUCCGCCGCAAUGGAAGGCUCUAGUUUAGGUAAAUAAAAGAAUUGUGUGGGAAAAACUACGAUUUCCAGCAUGCAUUGCGGAUCGAAAGGCCUUCGCCACGGUGUUCCUCGGAAACUGUAGUCUUUUGGAGAGGCGCUUCUGACAGCAGAAGCGGGCGCGAUUCUCACGGCAAGCCAGUGGGUAGCUUGAAGAGCUUCGUGCGCUUACGCACGUCAACAGAUAUGGAUUGGAGUGUUAUUAGGUUUUCGUAUCUUGAGAGCAGCGAAUAGGCUAAAGAACUUACGAGUCCCAGAAGGACUACAAUUCCCAUAUAGCCACUCGAGUCUCGGGCACGGAGUCCACUAAGCCCGACAGCAUGGAACCACAGGUUACUCUGAAUGUGACUUUUAAAAAUGAAACUCAAAGCUUUCUGGUUUCGGAUCCAGAAAAUACAACAUGGGCUGAUGUUGAAGCUAUGGUAAAAGUUUCAUUUGAUCUGACCACUAUUCAAAUAAAAUACCUGGAUGAGGAAAAUGAAGAGGUAUCCAUCAACAGUCAAGGAGAGUAUGAGGAAGCACUUAAGAUGGCAGUUAAGCAGGGAAACCAACUGCAGAUGCAAGUCCAUGAAGGCUCCCGUGUUGAUGAAGCCCCGCCACCAGCUGUACCAGAAAAACGGCCAGUCCUGAGGGCAGGGAAGAAGCCACUUGCACAUUAUUCGUCACUAGUGAAGGUCUUAGGAUCAGACAUGAAGACCCCAGAGGAGCCUGCAGCACAGCAGUUUCCACUUGCUUCCCGUGACACAGACCAGCCUCAGGACAAGCCCCCAGACUGGUUCACAAGCUACCUGGAGACAUUCCGAGAACAAGUAGUUAAAGAAACGGUUGAGAAACUUGAACAGAAAUUACGUGAGAAGCUUGUCCUCCAGAACCCGUCCUUGGGUUCCUGUCCAUCAGAAGUCUCAAUGCCCAUUUCAGAGGAAACGCUGUUUUUGCCAGAAAACCAGUUCAACUGGCAUAUUGCUUGCAACAGCUGCCAAAGGAGGAUCAUUGGUGUGCGCUACCAGUGCAGCCUGUGCCCAUCCUAUAAUAUCUGUGAAGAUUGUGAAUCGGGGCCAUAUACCCAUGACUCCAACCACAUCCUGCUGAAGUUGCGGAGACCUGUGAUGGGUUCUUCUGAAGCGUUCUCUCACCCAAGGUUCCCUGGCCCUCGUCUUCCCGCUGCUCUGGAACAAGCCAGGCUCCAGAAACAGGUCGACAAGAAUUUUCUUAAAGCAGAAAAGCAAAGGUUGCGAGCUGAGAAGAAACAGCGAAAGGCAGAGGUCAAAGAACUCAAAAAACAGCUUAAGCUCCACAGGAAGAUUCAUCUGUGGAGUUCCAUCCAUGGACUCCAGAGCCCCAGGUCCCCUCUAGGCCGAUCCGAGAGCCUGCUGCAGUCAAACACCCUGAUGCUCCCUUUGCAGCCCUGUGCCCCAGUUAUGCCAACCCUCAGUGCAGCAUUUGUGGAUGAGAAUUUGCCCGAUGGGACUCAUCUUCAGCCAGGAACCAAGUUUAUCAAGCACUGGAGGAUGAAAAAUACAGGAAAUGUCAAGUGGAGUGGAGACACAAAGCUCAAGUUCAUGUGGGGAAACUUAACCUUGGCUUCUACAGAAAAGAAAGAUGUUUUGGUUCCAUGCCUAAAGGCCGGCCAUGUAGGGGUGGUGUCUGUGGAGUUCAUUGCCCCAGCUUUGGAGGGAACAUAUACUUCCCAUUGGCGUCUUUCUCACAAAGGCCAGCAGUUUGGACCUCGGGUCUGGUGCAGUAUCAUAGUGGAUCCUUUCCCCUCCACAGAGAGCCCUGAGAACAUUGAAAAGGGCAUGGUUCACUCAAGCAAAGCCGAUGAGCUCUCCUGCCAGCAAGAGGAAGCUUUUCUUCUGGCUAAAGAAGAAAUUCAGCUUGAUGAAGUGACUGAGCAGACCAAAGAGACAGGAACCUGCAUCCCACAGAAGACAAAAAAUGUGGCCAGCGAGAGAGAGCUCUACAUCCCAUCUGUGGACCUUCUGACUGCCCAGGACCUGUUGUCCUUUGAGCUGUUGGAUAUAAACAUUGUCCAAGAGUUGGAAAGAGUGCCCCACAAUACUCCCGUGGAUAUGACUCCCUGCAUGUCUCCUCUGCCGCAUGACAAUCCUUUAAUAGAGAAGCCAGGCUUGGGGCAGAUUCAGGAAGAGAGCGAAGGGGCGGGAUUUAAAGUGCUUCCUGAUCCCACCGUCUCAGUAAAGAGGAAGCCUCAGAAUGUCACCUCAGUGGAGGAAGCAGAAGAUGAUCUGAGUGGGACCCAAUUCGUGUGUGAGACUGUAAUCCGAUCCCUCACCUUGGAUGCUGCCCCAGACCACAACCCACCUUGCAGACAGAAGUCCCUGACCAGGGCAGAAUUACAGCUACAUAACUCAGAGGAACAGCAGCUACUUGUGCUGCCUGGAUUCUGCAGUGAGGAGUCUUCCUUGAAAUCUGCUUCCCCUGAAGAGGGACCACUUGGAGAUGAACAGGAGGAUGUUGUCCAUAACACCAAAGAAGCUGUCAUCGAGGAGGAGGAGGAAGAGGAGGAUGAGCUCAAAGAUGAAGUUCAGAGUCAGUCCUCUACUUCUUCAGAGGAUUACAUCAUCAUCCUGCCUGAGUGCUUUGACACUAGUCGUCCCCUGGGCGACUCCAUGUACAGCUCUGCACUCUCACAGCCAGGCCUAGAGCGAGGGGCUGAAGGUGAACCUGGGGUUGAGGCUGGGGAGAGGCUCGCUGAAGGGGAGAACCAGCUGCAGGGGCAGAGCAUCAAUGACAUCCUCAUGACCUCACAGACUCUGGACACAGUACCUCUGACCCCAGAGGUGGUGGGGCCUCCACCACAACUGUCCAGGAGCCCUCCUUGUGCACAGCCUGAUGGUUCCCCGGGAGUGGAUUUACCAGUUAUCAUACCAGAAGUUUCUUCAGUCCCUGAUCAGAUCAGAGGAGAGCCCAGAGGCUCAUCAGGACUUGUAAACAGCAGACAGAAGAGCUAUGACCACUCAAGGCACCACCACCAUGGGAGCAGCAUUGCUGGAGGACUGGUGAAGGGGGCUUUAUCUGUUGCUGCUUCUGCGUAUAAGGCCUUGUUUGCUGGGCCACCAGUCACUGCCCAGCCAAUAGUUUCUGAAGAUCAGACAGCAGCUCUGAUGGCCCAUCUCUUCGAAAUGGGAUUCUGUGACAGGCAGCUGAACCUCAGGCUGCUGAAGAAGCACAAUUAUAACAUCUUACAGGUUGUGACAGAACUGCUUCAGGUCAACAACAAUGACUGGUACAGCCACCGCUACUGAGGAGUGGCCUUGUAUUAAAUCACUUUGCCUGCUGCUCAGAGAUGAUCUUUAUUCUGUCCUGGGGGCGUAGGGGAGAAGCCCUGGAUGAUUUUUUUAAUCUGAUGAAUCUAUAUAGAACCCAUUAUCGAAUUACCAAGACAGUACCUGCAUUACAGUAUUUUCUGGAGCAAAUCAAAGACCAGAACCAAAACAGAGACAUUGGAUGAAUUGUAGGAAAACUUUUUCAGUUGAUUUGGACAAAGCUCCUAUCUCCAUUUUAGUGCAUUGAAGAGCAUUGACUUGAACUUCCUAUAGAACCAUUUUUCUUUCUGCUUGUAUCAAAGUUAAGUAUUUUUCUUUGGUUAAAUGUGGAUGUUUCUAUGGGGAUAUCUGUUGUCAGUUUUCAAAAGAAAUUAACCUUGGAAGUUGUUUUCAAGAAUUCUUACAAUUUUUCUAGCCUACCCCAAGCCUCAUACCUAUGUGGUAUUGAAAUGACACCCAGAGCCCCGUCUUGUUAAUCUUCCUUGCUCAAGGACAAGUCAUUUCCCUGUAAGACAUAGUAAAUCAGCACUGUUUUCUAAAGACCCCACUGGUACAUUCAAGAAGAUCCACUUUCUGGGUCUCUGCACUUCAGUGAGAGGAGGAGGGAGUGUGCUCAGUUAACCCACCAGCACCUAUUGAGCAGUGUUUACUGUAGUAAUAUUGCAUACAUUUUUUUUUUUGUUUAAGGGAACAAAUUUAAGUAGGUAGUGUGAAAUAUUUUGCUAAUCCUAUAGAGAAGGGGAAAACUAUUAAAAGGAAAAGAAAUGUAACAGUUACCUUUUUUCUUAAUGUCAGGGCAGAUGUUACAGUUGAAAGAAGAAAAGUGAAAGGCUCUUAAUCUAGUAAAGUUAGUUCAGGGGUGGGCAAAUGUGUGUGAGGCACAGGAAAUGCUGAUGACUUUUUGAAUGUCUGAAAUCUGCUCAAAGGUAUCUAGCCUUAGUCUAGAACAGGAGGAGGCUGUUUUGCAAGACUAGGAUGGGAACAGACUCUGAAAAAGGUUUGGGUUAACCCCAAAACGAAUGAGAAAGCUUGUUGCCAGGGGCCCAGGUCCUCAUUCUGUUUACAGAAAGGAGUCUUGGGUAUAAUGGGUAAAGGAAAGGUAACAAAAAACACUAAAAGCUACUACUAUCCAUGAAAGUGACUUGCAGAAAAAGAAGACUCAACCCUCAUCCAGAAGGGGAAGGAUAGUAAACUAGUAUUAUUUAACCUGGUUGGUAUUUAUAAUGAAUGGUGAUGUUAAUUAAUCAUUAGUCAUCAUGAUGUUUAUUUACAGUAUACUUCUUGAUCGCUAUUAAAUAAACCAAGAUUCAGACUGCAA